Molecule: messenger RNA, 2034 nt
Organism: Ilex paraguariensis (yerba mate)
Lineage: Eukaryota; Viridiplantae; Streptophyta; Magnoliopsida; Aquifoliales; Aquifoliaceae
Source: the annotation of a GenBank genome assembly
CUCUCUCUCUCUCUCUCUCUCCCUCCACUCCUCUCACUCUAUAUUGCCUCCCCAAUCUCUAUAGCUGGCUGUGAACAUAAGAAUGACUGUGGCUUGAUCUCAGUCAAUGUUACAUGCAUCAACUGCAUCUUCUUGAAAUACGGAUAUAAUUGACAGCUUCAAUGUCUGAACACCAAUCUACGUUCAUUAAUGAUCAGCUCUCAAGGAAAACUUCAAUCUUUGGGUUGCACUUGUGGGUCGUUCUGGGUGUCUGUGUUGGAGCUGCCAUUGUUCUUAUUCUCUUCCUCAUCUCUCUGUGGUUCACCUCAAAGCGAAACAACACACACAAACCCAAGCCAUCUCAUCAACACACCAUCCCAAAUGUGUCAAGGGACAUCCAAGAAAUCAGAAUCGACCACGCACGUACUGAUCAUUCAAAUGGAAACCAUGCCAGAGUCCAACCCAACUCUUGUCUAGAAUUGGAACAAUUCACUGGGGUUGAGAGACAAGCUCUGCUGUUGAAGCCAGAUGAAGAAAACCCAAUUGGGUAUCCGAGAAUUCACAUUGAGAUUGGAAAGGAUCAUAGGAUUGUCUAUCCUGAAAGGUUUGGAGGGUUGUGUUCACAUGGGUGUAAUGGUGAGACUAGAUUAGGUGAUCAGGUGGGUAUGGCGGUUCCUGAAGUUUCACAUUUGGGUUGGGGACACUGGUACACUCUCAGAGAGCUUGAAGCAUCCACAAAUGGGUUUGCCGACGAGAAUGUGAUUGGUGAAGGGGGUUAUGGAAUUGUUUACCAUGGUGUGUUACAGGACAACACUCAAAUUGCUGUCAAGAACUUACUCAACAAUAGGGGACAAGCUGAGAAGGAGUUUGAAGUUGAAGUUGAAGCAAUAGGCCGAGUUAGGCAUAAGAAUUUAGUGAGGCUGCUAGGCUACUGUGCUGAAGGAGCUCAUAGGAUUCUUGUUUAUGAGUAUGUAGAUAAUGGGAACUUAGAGCAAUGGCUUCACGGGGAUGUAGGGUCUUGCAGUCCUCUUACUUGGGAUAUCCGGAUGAAUAUCAUUCUGGGAACAGCAAAAGGGUUAGCUUACCUUCAUGAGGGACUCGAACCCAAAGUUGUUCACCGCGAUAUAAAAUCAAGCAAUAUCUUACUUGAUAAGCAGUGGAAUUCCAAGGUCUCUGAUUUUGGACUUGCCAAACUCCUUGGCUCGGAGAGUAGCUACAUCACAACCCGUGUGAUGGGAACAUUUGGCUAUGUUGCUCCGGAGUACGCUAGUACGGGUAUGUUGAACGAGAGAAGUGAUGUAUAUAGUUUUGGGAUUCUCAUAAUGGAAAUCAUUUCGGGGAGGAACCCUGUUGAUAAUAGCCGGCCUUCAGAUGAGGUGAACUUAGUUGAUUGGCUGAAAAGGAUGGUUGCAAAUAGAAACCCGGAGGCAAUUUUGGAUCCCAAGCUAUCAGAAAAGCCUUCUACAAGGGCAUUGAAGCGGGCUCUUUUAGUAGCUUUACGCUGUGUAGAUCCAAAUGCACAGAAGCGACCGAAAAUGGGGCACGUGGUACAUAUGCUUGAAGCUGAAGAAUCUCCCUUUAGAGAUGAUCGAAGAGCUGGGAGGGAGCCAGGGCGUGCACAUCAAGACAGUCCAAAGGGUGGAUCGAAGGAGAAGCACCAGACAGAGUCAGGUGACAACAGUGGGUGUGAAAGUGGAGUUCAUGCCGAUGGUUCAUGAUGGAGAAAGGAAGGAUUUCAAGAAGAAAAACAGUGAAAAUUAUCCAACUCAAAUAAUAGUUGAACUGGCACAUUUCUACCAUUUGGCUGUCUCUCUAUAUUGAAGGUGGCCUCCACACAUCCUUCCAUACUAGUGUUGCCCAACCUUCUGUGUAGCUGCUAAUGUUUACAGCAGCACAAUUUAAGUAUAGCUUUAUAAAUGAUUUCAACCAUACUUCUCAAUUGCUUUCUUCUCUAGAUUAAGAGAGGGUAUAAAGGGUGAGCCAUAAUUUGUAUUUGUGAAUGACUUAUUGUAUUUUAGUCGAUCCUAUUUAAUGGAAGAUCAUAUCAGUUCUUUG